GUGGCAAGAGGAGACAAAAGUGUUUAUACACCCAUGUUAUAAUGCAGAAGGAGACCAAACAACGUUUCAUGUUUUCCUUAAUUAUUUAACUGAAAAGUUUUGCUUAAUAUGUAAGGGUCUUUAACAUUUUAUUAAACAGUAGGGGUUGUAUGGUGUAACGGUUAGCACGCGAGGUUCUGAUUCUCGAGACCUGGGUUCGACUCCCAGUACGACCUUUGCGAACAUUCGUUCGUUGUCAUCUUUUUACUGACAGUUGAAGUUUUUGCAUUUGUAUGGACAGCAUUGGGUUAGCUUAUUGGAAUGAAUAAGGAACUCAUUGCACAAACUGUUCAAUUGCUUGGUCGGAAAAGUCUUGACUUAGUUCCUGAUAAUUAUUUACAAGGGCUUGAUCGGACGGCAGAAAAUAUAUCAAAAAAAAUAAAGCAAUUGCAAUCACAGGAGGUUUCUCGCGAAGAAGCUCUGUCUGCUUAUGUCGGAUUGGCCUCAGAUUGGCCUUUGAGGCUCCUGCUCACCAAACGGCUCCUAGACACGAAUGUAUCGGAAUUACAGGAACAGGCGAAGCGUGAUAAGAAUGAAGUUCAUUCUCUCGAAGUUGUCACUCACUGUUUAGGAGAACAGGUUGCAUUGGCAAAAGAUCUCCAUCAUCAUUUGUCGCUACGUUCCCAAGAACUUGGAGCAAUGCAACGUGCAGGAAGCAAGAGAUCGGCAUCUCGUCGAUGGAAUGACAAGAUUAAAAAGCUUACCGACAAUUACGAGAAGACAUUUGUUUUCCUUGACGAGUUUCUCGACAAACAUAUAACCGAUAUCCUUCAAUCAUUCCAUGCCGACACCCAACCCUCUGCACAGCGAACAUUAGAAGGUUUUGUACAACGGGAAGGAAGCACUUCAUCAGAACAGAUGAAAGAAGUACUAGAGGCCUUAAUGAAUUGCUCUUUAGAAGCAAACUCGUCGUAUACAAUUGUUGCUGAUCCACAAAUAAGAAGUUUCCUUCUGCAAUCGGGAUUGUGUUGGGCAGAUCCCAAUGAUGCUUCGCGUUUACGUCUGCAAGAGUUCGCUGCUGAACUGUAGCUUAAUUCAGCCCAGUGGAUAUCUAAUUGUAGAUGUCAUUACCCAAUUGAUAUGUGCUACCAUCAUUUUAUUGAAUUUUCCUAUACUUUACUCCAUCAAUUCACUCUAUUACACACUUUUACUCUCGUUACAAGCGCCAAAAAAAACGGCGGAUGACCAAAUAAACACUGCUUUAGAAACGCUUUACAUUCAUCGCUCCUUUACUCAUCAUACGCUAGUUAAUUAUACCAAUCCUGUUCAUCCUAGGUAUCAGUAAUAAGGCUAUGUGUUUCACUAUACUCCCUGCUUACGCUUG
This is a messenger RNA of Schizosaccharomyces japonicus yFS275, 1363 nucleotides long. Its product is annotated as kinetochore protein Sim4. Gene Ontology annotation, biological process: kinetochore assembly. The record is from RefSeq and is a predicted model, not a curated record. Bases 301 to 1068 code for a protein of 255 amino acids. The transcript has 3 exons. Gene Ontology annotation, cellular component: nucleus; chromosome, centromeric region. NCBI's taxonomy places the organism in Eukaryota, Fungi, Ascomycota, Schizosaccharomycetes, Schizosaccharomycetales, Schizosaccharomycetaceae.